Messenger RNA from Entamoeba dispar SAW760, 339 nucleotides. RefSeq lists its product as uncharacterized. The record is from RefSeq and is a predicted model, not a curated record. The transcript has a single exon. The annotation marks the transcript as partial. Lineage: Eukaryota; Evosea; Mastigamoebida; Endamoebidae.
UCUUUCUUUAUUUACUUUUUUCCAACUAGUCAAUUUACAUUAACAAAAAUACCUCCUAAAUGUGAUUUAGUAAUACAAUACUCCUAUCAUUAUGAAAUUAAUGAUCAAAUGAAAAACACUAUCAUUAACAGUCUCAAUCAAAAACCAUAUUUUAUUUUCCAAUGCAUUCAUCCUAAUAAAUUCUAUGAUGAUCCAUUUGUGAUGUUAAAUUACAACGAUUUACCACUACUCCAAAAUGGUUUAUUCCACCAUCAUACAUACAAGGAAAUUGUAUGGAAGAAGUUACAAAACUCGAAGGAGUUCUUAUUACACCAAUAUUUGAGGAAUAUGAGAAGAUGA